Anopheles coluzzii is the source of this 882-nucleotide messenger RNA. Its product is annotated as serine protease 1-like. Bases 113 to 499 code for a protein of 128 amino acids. The record is from RefSeq and is a predicted model, not a curated record. Gene Ontology annotation, molecular function: serine-type endopeptidase activity. NCBI's taxonomy places the organism in Eukaryota, Metazoa, Arthropoda, Insecta, Diptera, Culicidae. Gene Ontology annotation, biological process: proteolysis. The transcript has 2 exons.
GGUCCGUAUCGCAGUUCAUCCUGGGUACGAUCAUAGUUAUUUCCCUGAUGCGUCUGAGUACGAUGUGGCUGUCUUAACUGUAGCAAAUAAUGCCUUCAGUGGAAAGCCAAACAUGGCUUCGUUAAUACUGCAAACUUCUGAACAGCCGAUCGGUACUAGAUGCUUUGUGGCUGGAUGGGGCCGCACAGGUAAUAAUGAACCAGCGUCUUUAAAUCAAUUGCGUUAUGCCGAAAUGACCAUUGUGGAUCAGAGCACUUGUGCAAGAGCUUGGGCAACAUACCCAAGACAGCGUGUUACAUCCAAUAUGAUCUGUGCCAAGUACGGAAAUGGCGUGGACACGUGCAAGGGUGACAGCGGUGGUGCAUUGGUGUGCGGAGGUGGAUUGGCUGGAGUUGUGUCGUUUACUAAUCUUGAAUGUACUAGCGCAUGGCCAGCAGGAUUUUCAAAAAUUUCUGCACCAAGUAUUCGUAGGUUUAUUAGUACCGAGGCUGGCAUUUAGAGAAUGGGUAUAUAUUUUCUUUAUUUGUUUAAUGAAAUUAUACGUAUGUCACCAGUAAUAAACGGACAAGUAGUGUUCUGAUGGAUAUGACGGAAUUGAGGAGUUUAUUUAUUUUUAACGAUAUUGGGAAGGGGGAGAGGAAUUUAUCUAAGUUUAGUGCAUAUGCAUUUUUUUGUAACACUGCUUUUAUAAGACUACACAAAUUGAGCUAAAAUACUUAGGCUAUCUGCUACGUUGAAUUCCCACUUUAUUUCCUACCCUAAUUCCUCAUAUUCCUACACUGCACAUGUAUUGCCAGGUCGUUUCAAAUUUGUAACAGUUCAGUUACAGGUACAGUUCCAGGAACGGAAUAAAAUCGGGAGCUAUUACAAGACCUGUGUGCA